AUGAGUGCCAAUGGACUUCUGCGCAAAGACCAACUCGAGCUCAGUCUCCACGACGAGAAGAGGUUGAUCGAGGAGGGCAUCCUCAAGGAAGAUAACCCCCUCGAUUUCAGCAUCAAUUUCCAGAGACUAUGCGACGCCUGCAGGAGGGGCGACCUCAAGCUGUGCCAGGAGAUGAUCCAGGAGGGCGCAAACAUCAAUGCAAAGGAUCAGUAUGACUACACCCCUUUGAUCCUGGCCAGCCUGUGUGGACAUUACGAAGUUGUACAGCUUUUGUUAGAAUCGGGCGCAUUAUGCGAACGAGAUACAUUUCAGGGCGAAAGAUGUCUAUAUAAUGCUUUGAACGACCGGAUACGAAAUCUCUUGUUACAAUACGACUAUUCCAAGUCGACCGAUCCUUUGCAGCCGUUAGCGUCGCAUCUGGUCUCGUUGCUGAGCAGGGACCACCCCAGGACUCAUGACAUUACCGUCGUCACCCCUAGCGAGUCAUUCCGUCUGCAUAAAUUUAUCCUCUCUGCCCGGUCCCCUUACUUUCAGAGCAAACUCACCCAGUCUCCAGACACCAAACUCUGGAAACCGGCCCCCACGAUCCCUCCACAGUCCUUUGCCAUUGCCCUAAAGCAUCUGUAUCUCGGGGAAGUGCCCAGAGAUCUCGGCGGGGGCCCAGGGACCGGUUUUACCGAUUCCGAGAUCCUGGCCGGUGUCGACCGAAUAAGCAAACACUUAGAGGUCCACAACCUUUCACAGUUAAUCCUCGACAGCAAUGACCGUCGCUUAGCCCGGCAGCGGCGCCAGGAUGAAGUCCAAAGGGGCCGCGACCAGUUGGAGCACUGGUUCCGCGAGAACGUCUUGAAGCACGUCAUCGAGGUCGAGACUUCACGGGCCGACGACGUCAAAUGGGAUCGUGAAAAUGGCAUUUUUGCAGACGUCCUUCUCCGCGCCGACGAGGACGAAGCGGAAGAGGAGACUGCUCCUGCUCCUGGCCAGCGACCACCCCAACAGCCAUCUCGAUCUGCCACGAACGCGCUGGGCAUCCCCGUCGACCAACGGUCCAACCCCUCGCGUUCUCCCUCGCGCUCGCGGAGACCACGCAAAUCAAAGAUCUACCCGUGCCACAAAGCCAUGCUCAUCCGCUCAGAGUACUUCAUGACCAUGUUCGAGUCCUCGUUCCGCGAAGCCCAGGACACGCCGCACCUUCAGAUCGUGCCCAUCGACUGCAGCCCGGAGGUGCUGGAAAUCAUCCUGACGUUUCUGUACGCCGAGAGGGCGGACUUCGGGCUGGACAUCGCCGUCGACGUCCUCUUUGCCGCGGACAUGCUGUUCCUGGAGAAAGUGAAGGCGAAAGCCGCCCUGGUGAUCUCGUCGCUCGGCAGCGGAAACGCCAUGGCGAUGCCGAACGCCAUCAUCUCUCCUGCUGAGAUCACGACCGAGGAGAGUGGCGGCACAAAUGGCCACCACCACCACCACCACCGGGGAGAAGAGGAGGAGCUGGAUAUCUAUGAAAUCCUGCGCGCCGCCUGGCUCACGCGCGUGCAGCGUCUCGAGGAAUUCGCCGCGCGCUACAUCGCCUACCGGCUCGAGUCGUACAUCGACGACCCGGACUUUGCCGAGCUGGUCAAGGAGUCGGCGAGUCGGAUCAGCGCCCGGCAGGAGACCGACUCGAUCGAGCUGCUGGACGAUAUCCGGUACUACCUGAGCGAGCGGUUCCGCUUGCGCUUCGAGGACUCCGGGCUCGAGGAUGUCAUGGACGAGGAGCAGGCCAUCAUGGCCGAGACGCUCGCCCAAGGUCAAGCAGCGCAUGGGCAUACCGAGCAGGAGGCAACGACAACAGCAGCUGCUGCUGCCCCCACACUGCCGGUGCCGCAGUGGGGCUCGCAGAAGGGCUCAUUACAGCAGUUCCCCGCCGACGACGACGAAGGUGUGGACAUGUCGCCGCCCACGGCCGACCCCAACUCCGUCGAGGCGCUGCUCCAGUCCGGCGCGGUGCGCACGCUCGACGGCGAGCUCGCGGGCGACGAGUUCGCCGCCGACGCUGUCAACUACCAGAUCCUGCUGGGCAAGAUCGACCGUCUGCUCGACCGGUUGAAGCUGGACGCCUAG
Molecule: messenger RNA, 2097 nt
Organism: Fonsecaea erecta
Lineage: Eukaryota; Fungi; Ascomycota; Eurotiomycetes; Chaetothyriales; Herpotrichiellaceae
Exons: 3
Coding region: 1-2097 (698 amino acids)
Cellular component (GO): ubiquitin ligase complex; cytoplasm
Molecular function (GO): protein binding
Source: RefSeq, a predicted model, not a curated record